AUGGCAGGUCCAUUUCAUACCUACGGCCCAAACUGCUUGCUGGCGGAUGAAGAGCCAGAGUUCACAAGCUUGUAUUCGCUUUCUGCCCCGCCAGAGCUUCGAUCUCAGUUCUUCUACGUCUCAUCCCUACCAAUCGACGAUCCGUUGGCUCCGCUUCCCGCCGCUAGUGGGCAAGCAUCGGGGAAUGAAAGAGCUCCCCCACAGCCAUUCUCGGCAAGGGAUAACCUCGCCUUGGAGGCGGCUUGGUCAGAUCUACGGGAAGCUCAAAGGAGGAGAUCUGGUUCCAGUGGAACCCGUCUGGAGACAUCCAAGGGACGUGCGGGGAUAGCCGUACCAGGCCACGAAGCAGCUUUCGAGCGAACUCGCCGUCGCAAGACGAUUACUCAAGGAGAAUCCAGUUUGGCUAGCAGCAGAGGUACCCCAAGUAAUCCGACCUCGGUGCCAGAUGAGACUCCAGGAUCAUCUAGCAUUAACGCUAGUCACCGGAAAAGAGUAUUCUCUUCAUCUGUGAACGAACCAACUUCAGCGAAGAGACGUAGUCUCUCCCCGCCUGAGGAUGAUUUGGAGAGACAAGAGAUUGCGGGCAGUCUGCAGGCACCUUCCUCUCGUGAUGCGAGUAUGAGCGGCUCCCCUUUUAUUCGGGCGCCAGAGUCUCACCCAGACACCCCUCUUGGUCGUUCAUUCGAGUCCGAUGGGGCGGGAUGGCAGGCAGAGUUGCGCAGCAAUGCUCCACAUCACUCUUCCAAGCCCUCGGGGCUUCGAGCGACUGUUCGUCUAGACGAUACGGCAUCGGAGGACGCCACGCAGACAGAAGAUUUGAAAGAACUCCAGAAAAAGAUUCCAGUGGGCGCGUCGCGUCUCCACUUGGUUGAGUUGCCAAACUUGAAGAUGAAACCAAUCUAUUGGAGCCCGCUGCAUGAUGUGUCAGCUGUGGUCAGGGCAACGUGGUUCUACAAGAACACCAUGCUCCCAGUGGAGACACCAGUGGCGAAUCAACUGGAAAAGGGAUACGCCUACUUGAAACCAUGGACCGAGACAUGGCAGGAUGAGCUUAACAGUUGCGUAGAGAAUGGUCCUGACGCAGAAAUCAGAAUCGCGCACGAAUUGUGGCCGAAGAAUGAUGCAGAAUCAGCUAAUGCACCUGAAAUCGCAAAUACCCAGCAGGAUGAUGAUAAUCUAUCGUUGGAUAAAAACCAGGCUUCCGGGGCAACAGCAGCUCAUCCUGAUGGCACGAAGCCAUACCUCACUUCUAGCGCCAUUUAUGUCGAUGCAAGAAAUGCGCAGAUUCUCCGACCGAGCUUACUGCCAUCUGCAUCCAGGGGAAGAAAGCCACUCAGUGCGAUUCGCAAAGGACGUCAGAUUGGGAUACCCGUAGUUCGUGGAUUCAGUCGCAAAUUGUGGGAUGAGUUACAUCCAUCCAAAGCCAACGCCGUGGAUGUACGGAAUUAUAUUCGACGAAAUCCCUCUCAAAAUCCAAGACCAGUCCCGGGUGAACAAAUAUGUUACGCUUGCAAGAUGGAAGAGCUGCGCCCGGCCCCAACCGACUUAGUAUUUGUCAUACAUGGUAUUGGUCAAAAACUGUCGGAGCGAAUGGAAAGCUUCCACUUUACACAUGCGAUCAAUGCAUUCCGUCGCCAAGUGAACACAGAACUUCACAGCGAGCCAGUCUGGCCCCAUGUACGCCAGGGCCAUGGGGGGAUCAUGGUUCUACCCGUAAACUGGCGCACGACAUUGUCUUUAGAUGACCCCUCCCUGGAGCCAGCGGAUAUGGAGGACCCUUUUGCGAAUGACUAUUCCCUUGCAGACAUAACCCCGCAAACACUUCCCGCUGUCCGGUCUCUGAUCAGUGAUGUUAUGCUCGACAUCCCUUACUAUUUGUCGCAUCAUAAGCCGAAGAUGAUCAAGGCAGUUGUCCGGGAAGCCAAUCGCAUCUAUCGUCUCUGGUGUAAGAAUAAUCCCGGUUUCCAGGAUGAAGGCCGCGUGCAUCUCCUUGCGCAUUCUUUAGGGAGUGUCAUGGCCCUCGAUAUUCUAAGCCACCAGCCAACAAAUGUUCCUCGGUUCAACUUUCUUGAUACCCCUCUGCAUAGCGAUAUAUUUGAAUUCGAUACUGCCAAUCUGUUUCUUUGCGGAAGCCCCGUCGGCUUCUUCUUAUUACUCAAUAAAGCGAACCUCCUCCCUCGGAAGGGCAGAGAAAAACCGGGUAGUGAAGGUGAAGACCGACUUCGUGGCGUGGCAGGUGAACCCGGCACGUACGGCUGUCUCGCCGUCGACAACCUGUACAACAUCAUGCAUACAACGGACCCAAUUGCCUACCGUGUCAACGCUGCCGUGGACAACGACCUCUCCAAUUCCCUCAAAAUAGCAUCAAUCCCCAGCUCAACAUCUAGCUUCUGGGGAUCGUUUGGCGGUGUUUUCCGCUGGAACGCCUCGACUAAUUUUCUUCCUUUAGCACACCCUGUCCGUCCUGCCACGAUCUCUAAGCUGCCUUCGACUGUCGAGAUGGAAACGCAUGAUUUCACCCGGGAAGAGAUCGCCGAGAAACGUAUGCUCCUUCUCAACGAUAAUGGGCAGAUAGAUUACUAUCUAUCUGGCGGGGGUGGCCCACUCAAUAUCCAGUAUCUGAAUAUGUUGAGUGCGCACAGCAGCUAUUGGACGUUGACGGACUUUGUGCGGUUUUUUGUGGUGGAGAUUGCUAGAAAGCAGGGGAGAGAGGGAACUUUGGUUGGUUUGCGAGCGGAGAAGAAGAAGGGGUACAAGAUCACGAAGGGCUAG
Molecule: messenger RNA, 2772 nt
Organism: Penicillium odoratum
Lineage: Eukaryota; Fungi; Ascomycota; Eurotiomycetes; Eurotiales; Aspergillaceae
Product: DDHD family phospholipase
Exons: 4
Coding region: 1-2772 (923 amino acids)
Cellular component (GO): cytoplasm
Molecular function (GO): glycerophospholipase activity; metal ion binding
Source: RefSeq, a predicted model, not a curated record